AUGUCGUGGCCAUACCAGUUCUUGGACCUCACAUCCGCCGAGAAGCAAGAGCGCCGUCUCGCCUUGGAUCGCUAUGCUGCCCUCGCCCAACUCUCGGCACUUCUGCCGGUGGUGGUCUUUCUGCUGCUGCGUGUUGGCAGCUGGGUUGUAGGAAGACUUUCCUCGCGAGGCGUUGCCUACGACGCUGUUCCCAACUCCCCUGCUGCAAAGCAUGAGGAGGCGAGGACGUCAGCCUCGCUAUCAGCAAGAGCCAGGAGACUGGUUUGGUGGCUGACCGACGACUUUGUCUUGUUCAGACAGAACUGGGGUCGUAGAGACCAGUUGCUUUUCGGAGCUGCCUGGACACUAUGGCUCCUAUUCCUCUGUGUUCACGGAACUGGAAAUGACUAUUUUCAUCUCACCAAAAGGUUUGGUGCCAUCGCAGCAGCACAGUUUCCCGUGCAAUAUCUUUUAGCCCUCAAAUACCUGAACCCUGUUGCUUUCGCUUUCCGGUCGUCUCAUGAGGAGGUCAACAGAUGGCAUCGAGCCUUGGGGCGCAUCAUCUACAUUCUGCUCUGCCUGCACGGGAUGUUCUACCUCAACUACUAUGUUCAGAGUGGGGUUCUUACCCAACGUCUGCUAUCGUCUCUGGUAGUGAUCCUAGGUGUCAGCUCCUUGUUUGGUAUGACGCUUCUGAAUACGACGGCACUAUCCAUGGUACGACAGUACUCUUAUCGGGUUUUCUUCAUCACACACCUGCUGGUCGCCUUAGCACUGCCGCCCGCCAUUUUCUUUCACGUACGACACGCCAGAGUCUACAUGAUUGAGUCGCUAGUCUUUUUUAUCCUGGACCUCGCACUGCGUAAGAUGCAUACAGCCAUGGCCGAAGCUACCUUGGAGCUCAUCCCCGGUACCAACCUCAUCAAGAUCGUUAGCAAGGUCCCACAGCGCUUCGCCGCGAGAUUCGACUUCCCUGGCUCCCAUGUCUACCUUAGCAUCCCGGCAGCGUCCAGGCCGAUUUCUAAUCGUGCGUCGCCGUCGCAUAUGCUCUAUGAAUUCCUGUUCAACCCAUUCACGGUCGCGUCGAUAAAUGAGGAGACACACGAGCUUACUCUAGUAGCUCGCCAGCUAAAAGGCCCCAUGACGCAAACGUUGGGGAGUCUUGCCAACUCUUGGGCCUCGGGAACUAAAAUCCCCCUGACUAUUGAAGGCCCUUACGGUAUUUCCAGAUACUUCCCUAGCUUUGCUAGAAUCCAGACCGAUAGGGUAUUACUGGUUGCGGGAGGUGUUGGGGCAACUUUUAUCGUGCCGAUCUAUCAACAAAUCAUUGGAGAGAACCCAGCUGCCCAUGUCGACAUGAUAUGGGCUGUCCGAGAAGCUGGAGAAGCAACUUGGACUUCCUCUGGCCUAGAGAAGACCGUUCUCGAUGAUGAGAGAAUCCAGCUUUUCCUCACAGGUAACGUGUUUGACUCCGAUGCGGGAACCGGGAGUUCCAGUGCUGUGAAUGGGGAGAUUGAACUUGAGAAUAUAAGAAGUGAUCGAAGACGCAGUAAGCGCUCCCCAGGGAAUGACCACAAGCGGCCAGACCUACAGCAGGUUGUCAAUCGAGUCUUCAGGCAAGGGCACGCAGAUCGAGUUGCCGUCCUUGUAUGUGGACCAGAUAGCAUGGCCAGGGAGCUCAGGCAAUACGUCGGAGUCUGGGUCAAGAAAGGCAGGAACGUAUAUUUUCACAACGAAAACUUCUCUUGGUAG
This is a messenger RNA of Neoarthrinium moseri, 1731 nucleotides long. RefSeq lists its product as uncharacterized. Lineage: Eukaryota; Fungi; Ascomycota; Sordariomycetes; Amphisphaeriales; Apiosporaceae. Gene Ontology annotation, cellular component: plasma membrane. The coding region runs from base 1 to 1731 and encodes 576 amino acids. The record is from RefSeq and is a predicted model, not a curated record. The transcript is spliced from 2 exons. Gene Ontology annotation, biological process: iron ion transport; intracellular iron ion homeostasis; copper ion import. Gene Ontology annotation, molecular function: ferric-chelate reductase activity.